This is a messenger RNA of Oncorhynchus nerka (sockeye salmon), 1497 nucleotides long. RefSeq lists its product as uncharacterized. The record is from RefSeq and is a predicted model, not a curated record. The transcript has a single exon. Bases 1 to 1497 code for a protein of 498 amino acids. Lineage: Eukaryota; Metazoa; Chordata; Actinopteri; Salmoniformes; Salmonidae.
AUGCAGCUGGACACCGGAGCGUCUGUAUCCCUGGUUCCAGAGAGACUCUACAAAGAAAAACUGAAAGAGUGCCCUCUUCAGCCCACGUCCAUCCGCCUUCCUUCAUACACUGGUGACACUAUUCCUGUGUUAGGGCAGAUCCAGGUACCAGUCCGGUAUGAGGGGAAGGAGUGGACGCUACCGCUUGUCAUUGUUAAAGGAGAAAAAUCAGCCUUGCUAGGCAGAAACUGGCUACAAAAGAUCAGGUUGAACUGGGGAGAAAUCUUCAGUCUCAGAAAUGACAAACCAGUGAGUCAGGCUACACUCACUAACAUGCUGGAGACGCACAAAGAUCUUUUCAAAGAUGGCUAUGGUGAAAUACAAGACUUCACAGCAAAAGUCCGAGUGCAAGAAGGAACCAAGCCUAUCUUUAACAAACCACGUCCGGUUCCCUAUGCUCUUAAGGAAGCAGUAGAGAAGGAACUGGACCGCCUACAGAAGAAUAACAUAAUAACGAAAGUAGCGAGGAGCGACUGGGCCGCUCCGAUUGUUGUAGUCCCAAAGAAAGACAAGACCGUCAGAAUGUGCGGUGACUACAAGGUCACAGUAAAUCGCUGCAUACUACCAGAGGAAUAUCCACUACCAAACGCUGAAGAUCUGUUUGCCACUCUAGCUGGUGGGAAGGUUUUCAGUAAGCUGGACCUGGCAUUCGCUUAUCAGCAACUGAAGCUGGAUCCGGAGUCAGAACAGUAUCUGACCAUCAAUACACACAAGGGGCUAUUCAGAUUCAAUCGCUUGGCCUAUGGAAUCUCGACAGCUCCAGCGAUAUUCCAACAAACAAUGGAUCAGAUCUUGGACGGUAUAGACCAUGUUGUGUGCUUCAUGGACGACAUCCUCGUGUCAGCACCAACCAUUGGAGAGCACCUUGUAGUGCUGGACAAAGUGAUGUCAAGACUGGAGAAAUACGGAGUGAGAAUGAAACGCAGCAAGUGUGAGUUCCUCCAGGACUCAGUGGAGUAUCUCGGAUACAAGAUUGAUGCACAAGGCCUGCACCCAACCAACAGCAAGGUGGAAGCAAUCGUAAACGCUCCAGCACCCACAAAUAUCUCAGAGCUGAGGUCAUUUUUGGGGCUCCUGAACUAUUACGGAAAGUUUGUGGCAAACUUGUCCACAUUGUUGCAUCCGCUUCACCAACUGCUGCAGGCUGAUACAAAGUGGAAUUGGUCCCCACAAUGCGAAGAAGCAUUCAAGACUUGCAAACAGCGUCUGCUAAAGAGCAAGUGGCUUGCCCACUAUAACACAGAGAUGAAGCUGAGACUCGCGUGUGAUGCAUCUCCAUACGGAGUAGGAGCCGUCAUCUCACAUGUUCUACCGUCAGGUGAAGAACACCCUAUUGCAUUUGCAUCACGGACUCUGUCACCAAGUGAGAAAAAUGAUGCUCAAAUUGAGAAGAAAGCUCAUGACAGACACUCAGACUGUCAGAGAAUUCAAAGAGGAAGAGAGUGUGAUGGUACGUGA